AGUGUUCUUCCCCCUUCCUCCAAGAGCAUAUGAUCCCAUCUUUCCCAGCCAGAUCCGUUAAAAUGCCAUUUCACAAGACAAAGAAGUUAAUUUUCCGUUCAACCUGACACAAAUUUCCUCCACCGUGGCGUCGUCGGGGUCGCAAGCCGUCUCUCGUAGGAAACCGUCUUCGUCUUCUGCAACAAGUAGUGGUCCGAGCAAAGCUGAGCAAAGAGAACAUUUGAGGAAGGAUCUGAAGGUCGAUUAUCCAUUUUGGCAACAGAAUUGGUUCAUCGGAUUGCUGUUCUUGAUGGCGAUGGGGUUCUUUGGUCUUGCUCUCUUCCUCUUCCUCACUUUCGAUUUCGAUCAAGGUUCUCCUUCCUCCGCCUCCGCCGCCUCCUCCUCCUCCUCCCAAAACGUCCAGGUUACUUAUGGGACGGUUUUAAAGCUGAUGCACGAGAAAACAAAAUUUAGGCUUCAUUCACACGAGGUGCCGUAUGGUUCUGGAAGUGGACAGCAAUCUGUCACCGGCUUUCCUAAUGUAGAUGACUCCAACAGCUACUGGAUAGUUAGGCCUCCACCCGAUACAUCUGCUAAACAAGGAGACACCAUCCCCGAUGGGGCAAUUAUUAGGUUGCAACACAUGAGGACCCGAAAAUGGCUGCAUAGCCACUUGCAUGCAUCCCCAAUAUCCGGAAACCUCGAGGUCAGUUGCUUUGGAGGAGAAUCAGAAUCGGAUACCGGCGAUUAUUGGAGGCUCUUGAUUGAGGGAAGUGGAAAGACUUGGAAGCAAGAUCAAAGGAUUCGGCUUCAACAUAUUGACACUGGCGGUUACCUGCAUAGUCACGACAAGAAAUACGCCAGAAUAGCUGGUGGACAGCAAGAGGUUUGUGGCGUUAGAGAAAAGCGUGCUGAUAAUGUAUGGUUGGCUGCAGAGGGUGUGUACCUCCCCAUUACUGAAAGCAAGUAGUAUACUUGUUUAGGAGAUUACUACAAUGUGAAAGCAGGUGCAUGGAUUUUGGAUUUGUAGGUGACUGGUGCCUGUUUGCUUUAGUAGCUGAUAGUCAUUUUACUAAAUCAGUAGUAUGUUUUGCAGAACAACUCUCUGCUAAAUACCCUAUCAUGCAUGGUUUUGUACCUUGAGAUGAUACUAAUCAGAUAUACCCCUUUUUAUGAUUAAUUAUAUAUACUUUUUUCAGUAGAGCAA
This is a messenger RNA of Gossypium raimondii (Peruvian cotton), 1186 nucleotides long. RefSeq names its product stromal cell-derived factor 2-like protein. NCBI's taxonomy places the organism in Eukaryota, Viridiplantae, Streptophyta, Magnoliopsida, Malvales, Malvaceae. The record is from RefSeq and is a predicted model, not a curated record. The transcript has 6 exons. Bases 290 to 949 code for a protein of 219 amino acids.